AUGUUGUUCACUUUAUCUACGGACGCUGCUGUACAGGAACACGGUUUUAAUUUGCAAUUGUCGUCAAUUCCACAUUUUUUAUAUGAUGAAAAACACGGAACGCCAAUGUUCACUCAAACACAACUUGAAGAGUAUAACAAAUACAUAGUUACUAUUUUAUCUAUGCAAAAUGGUACUGAAAAACACAAUGAAAACAUCGAAAAGAAACCAAUAGAAAAUCACAAAGAGAAAAUAUUAGACCCACUGAAUGACCCAACAGAUCCUUUCAAAUUUAAAACAGAAGGUCCAAUCGACAAAAAAGAGGAAGAUAUUGAGAGGAAAAGUGCCAUUCGAAGAUGUAGUUUAUGUGGAAAAUACAAGAAAGAACAGACUGAAAUUGAUUUAAAAAAGAUGAGUGAUUUACCUGACAUCUGUAACAAGCGAAUUGAUGUUGUGUGGUCUUGGGUGAAUGGAACAGACCCAAAUUGGCUUGAGAGUUUGAAGAAGUAUGUCACUGAUUUCGACCCAUACAGAUAUCGCAAUACAGACACUUUAGUCUAUUCCAUGCGGGGAGUAUAUAAGUACUUGCCAUAUGUCAAAAAUUACUUUAUAGUGACUGCCAAUCAAGUUCCCGAUUUUUUAGACGCGCCAUAUAAUUUGACAAGUUUCAUACUUGUGAAGAAUAACAUCACUUUAGAGAUAGUCCCACACUCACAAAUUAUCGAGAAGAAGUUCUUGCCUGUUUUUAAUAGUGAAGCGAUCGAAACAAGUCUUCAUAAGAUCAAAAAUCUCGGGGAGUGCUUCAUUUAUCUCAACGACGACGUCUUCUUCAAUAAACCAACGCCACCAGACUACUUUGUCAAAAACGGGAAGUUACAAGUCCACGUCGAGCGCUCGGCACCGGAAGUCGUGUUAGAAAAAAAGUCGUUGGUCCACAGCUGCAUUUCACACUCAAAUCGACUUGUAAAUAAAUUCUUUAAAAAGCCGGAAAACACACGACAUCGGUUUAUGUCACAUACAGCACAUUUCUUUAAGAAAAGUAUCUCGUAUGAAGUCGAAAAGGCUUUUUGGGACGAAUUUGAAAAUACAAGAAGUAAACGAACAAGGGCGUGGCAAACCACAAAUUGGUCGUAUAUGGUUGGAGUGUAUGAAGUUAUCAAAGGAUACGGAGUGGACGUCAGAGAAUACAAUUUGGCGAAGUUCUGGAUGUUCGAAGAUAAACACCAGAAGAACGUUGUUGCGAAAAUACAAAACGACGAAAUCAAUCCAUAUGUCUUUUGCGUGAAUGACGAUAUGACAAAUAAAACAUUUGAAAAGGAAAUGAGAUAUAUACACAGAUGGUUAGUUACGAAAUUUCCAGAUAAAACAGUGUUUGAGAAGUAA
Molecule: messenger RNA, 1362 nt
Organism: Entamoeba invadens IP1
Lineage: Eukaryota; Evosea; Mastigamoebida; Endamoebidae
Product: capsular polysaccharide phosphotransferase, putative
Exons: 1
Coding region: 1-1362 (453 amino acids)
Molecular function (GO): transferase activity, transferring phosphorus-containing groups
Source: RefSeq, a predicted model, not a curated record